AACUUAUUAAAGACAAUACAACUGACCAUUUCCUUCAAACGAGAAGCAGCCCCCCCCCAACAACCAAAAAAAAAAAAAAUGUCUCUUGCCUUUCUUCUCUCCCUAGCAAACAUACUCAUCCUCGCAGCCGCACAACUCCGCCCUGGUUUCUACUCAAAAACAUGUCCCGACGCAGAAUAUAUUGUUCGGAGAGUGAUGAAGAAGGCGAUGGAGGUAGAAGUUAGGAGCGUUGCGUCAAUCAUGCGGUUGCAAUUCCAUGAUUGUUUCGUUAAUGGUUGUGAUGCUUCGCUAUUACUAGAUGAUACACCGGACAUGCUUGGAGAGAAGCUCGCCUUGUCAAAUAUAAACUCUCUUAGAUCAUAUGAAGUUAUUGAUGAAGUCAAAGAGGCUUUGGAGAGAACUUGUCCUGAGAUCGUUUCUUGUGCUGAUAUCUUAGUCAUGGCUGCCAGAGAUGCCGUUGUUCUGAGCGGAGGACCGAAUUGGCAAGUGAAGCUAGGAAGAAGAGAUAGCUUAACAGCAAGGCAAGAAGACUCAAACGAGAUCAUGCCAAGCCCAAGAGCUAAUGCUAGCUACCUUAUCAGCCUGUUCAAUAAAUUCAACCUAUCAAUCAAAGAUCUCGUGGCCCUUUCUGGCUCUCACUCUGUAGGCAAAGGUCGGUGCUUCUCCGUUGUCUUUCGACUAUACAACCAAUCCGGCUCCGGCAAGCCAGAUCCCGCCUUCGAUCCCAGGUACAGAGAAAAGCUAGACAAGCUUUGCCCGCUCGGUGGAGACGAAAAUGUCACAGUGGACUUGGAUGCAACACCAGAGAUAUUUGACAACCAGUAUUUCAAGGACUUGGUACAUGGGCAAGGAUUUUUGAAUUCAGAUCAAAAUUUGUUCACUAAUGAGAAAACCAGAGAAUAUGUCAAGCAAUUUAGUGCUAACCAAAGUGAGUUCUUUCGUGCAUUCGUUGAGGGUAUGAUUAAGAUGGGUGACCUACAAUCCGGUCGACCAGGAGAGAUCAGAAGGAAUUGUCGAGUGGUCAAUUUUCGAUCACUAGACAUACUACUAGAUGAUGAGGGAAAGUAAAUCAAGCACUGUGACUAUAUAAUAAACCUCUUGGAUAAGUAGAAAGCCGAAGGAUGAGCAAUUUUGCACGUCUCCUUGUAUAGGCAUUAAUUACGUGAUGCUAUUAAUUAGUGAUAUAUGGUAUAAGUCUUAGUCACCUUAACUUAGAUAGCUUAAUUUGUUUGGCUUCGCAGAAAGGCCAAACGAAUGUGUCAGUUGAUUAGCUACGGGCUACACUACAGCUAUCUGGAUUGCUGAAAAGAACAUUAAUUGUCAUCAUUCUGAUUGGAAACAAACAUAAAGUUUGUUCUUCAUGGGGUUAAGGAGAGACUUCGGCGGUGGAAUUAAGCAUUCAUGAACAAGAAGAAUCUAUAAUAUAUUUUUCCCAGGUUUGGAUGUUUGUUUUGUGUUCCUUGUAAUUGCUGAUGAUAUGAUAAUGUCGGGCAUAUAUAUAUUAUAUAUGGUCCAUCUUCCUUUUCA
Molecule: messenger RNA, 1527 nt
Organism: Diospyros lotus (date-plum)
Lineage: Eukaryota; Viridiplantae; Streptophyta; Magnoliopsida; Ericales; Ebenaceae
Product: peroxidase 17-like
Exons: 3
Coding region: 79-1068 (329 amino acids)
Biological process (GO): hydrogen peroxide catabolic process; response to oxidative stress
Molecular function (GO): peroxidase activity; heme binding
Source: RefSeq, a predicted model, not a curated record